AUGGCUUAUCCGGGUCUUUCUGUCGCCCAGGAUCGGCCUCCGACUCCGAAAAUUUCCUCCAACUUUGAUCCUUCAAACAUCGGUAAGUCUGCUGUUCCUUCAAUUCAUGCUAGGGUUACUCCUACGAGGGUUUCAUCUGCUAGGGUUGAGUCACAUGAAACACCACUUGUCACGACGGGGACUCCUUCAAACCCUAAUCAGGAUACAGGGAACUCUACUUUGAAUCCGGUGGAAGAAUUUCAGUUUGCUUUAAUUGGACGCAUUCUUUUGCGGGAGGGAGACAAGCCACGACCUUAUGGGGACAUUAAGAAGGAGCUUCAGGACUUAUGGAACAUUCAAGGCCCUUGGAACCUGAUUCCCAUGGGAUCGAUAAGGCUUCGCGAGUGGGUGAAGGUUUUUGAUCCUUAUCGGGAAGUGUCAUCUCUUUGUCAUACGUGGGUUCGUAUUUAUUAUCUCCCGGUUGAAUGCUGGCAUCCGAAAGUGAUUAUUGGGAUCAAUCGACACAUUGGUCUGCCUAUCAAAAUUGAUAACGCCUCUGGGGCUGGACAAUUUGGUCACUUUGCGAGGAUUUUGCUGGAGAUUGAUCUAGCUUUACCGCUGCAAGAAUCUUUACUUGUUAACUGCGAUGAAGGAUCGUUUUACGUGGAAUUUGUUUACGAACAGCUUCCGCACUAUUGUACUCGUUGCAAGAUAACGGGACACUCUCUAGACAAGUGCAAGAAGGCGGAACAAAAGGACAGUAAAGCGCGUAACGUGACUGAAGAAAAGCCUCAACCAGAACAACGAAAAGAGAAGGCGGCAGCGGUCUUUAAUUCAAACAUCCAGAAUCAGCAUAAUUGGAAAGUAAAUGAUGCAGAGAUGAUCAUUAUCGAUAAGGAAGCAGAGGAAACUUUAUCGACGGGUAUUAAUGUUGUGGAACAUCAAAAUGCUUUUAAGGCUCUUGAAGGGAUUUUGGAGGAUAUUAGUGACGAAGAAGAAGGGUUUGAGGAGGAACGUGGCAUUAUGGGGGAUACAGGAACUAAUGUUGCUGUGGUGGAAGGAAAAGGGACAUCUUCCUCGGAUAUGCUUAACAGAAAGUUAGCUGAGGCUUAUGCAGCUAGACAUAAACCUAGAGACUAUCAGAUUGUAACUGCUAAUUCCUCAAGUGCUCAGGCGAUUAUUUUACAUUGUUCGUGGAAUAAUGAUUCGUUUAAGGUGGCCAUUAUUCACGGUGCUAAUAAUUACUUGGAUAGGCGUCAGUUAUGGCUGGAUCUUCUUAAUCACAUCUCUGGUCCUUCGGUGUUCAUUGGCGAUUUUAAUGCGGUAAAGGGCGCUCAUGAGAGGAGUAGUGAUUGUUUGCCUUAUGCCAUUUCUUGCAGGGAUUUCCAGGAUUUCAUUGAAGCCACGGGUUUCAUCGAGCCUUCCUCUGUUGGUUUGAAAUUCACGUGGUUCGGUCGUAGAUUUAUGCCGUCUCAUAUUGAAUCCACUAUUGACCGUGCUCUUUUUUCUGAAGACUUUGCGGAUAAGUGGGACGUGGUUUAUACGCAAGCUCUGCCUCGGAAUACCUCUGAUCAUUCGCCCCUGGUGCUCCAUUGUGAAAAGAAUUUGAGGACUAAUAACAGUGCGCUGAAAAUUUGGAACAAAGACGUUUUUGGUCAUGUGGAAAACGCCUUGGCCGAUUCUAGCAAAGAGCUUUUGGAAGUUCAGCAGUUGAUUGCAGAUUAUGGGUAUUCUGAAGAACUCUUUGAUAAAGAAGUUGCUGCUCAAGCUAGGAUUCUACUCUUUCCAGAAAACACAGCUUGCUGCAGCAAAAGACUUUUUCAUGAGACUAGCCAAGAGGAGGUUGAUAUCACCGCUAUUGAGGCUUCUAUUGAUCCAUUGAUUGAUGAUUUUCAUAACGCGCUCCUGACCAAGAUCCCUGAUGAGGAGGAAAUCACGGCGGCGGUUUUCAGUAUGGAUGCAUCGAGUUCUCCUGGGCCAGAUGGUUUCUCUGGAAAGUUCUUCCAGUCUUGCUGGUCGUUGGUUAGAAAUGAUGUUUGGAAAGCUGUGCGUACUUUCUUUGAGAAGUCUUAUCUUCCUCAUGGUUGUAACUCCAGCAUUAUGGUUCUCCUUCCUAAGAAAGACAUGGUGGAUACUGUUGGGGAUUUGAGACCAAUUGUGUUAUCGAAAUUCUUUUAUAAAAUCAUCCCGAAGAUCCUGGCUUCGCGGCUGAGUGUGGUGGCUGCCAAGUUUGUUUCAGGUAACCAAUUUGGCUUUAUCAGCGGUAGGACUAUACAUGAUUGUAUUAUGCUCGGUUCUGAAGGGGUCAACUGUAUGCGGCGCACUGGUGGGGUAAAGUCUACCCUGGACAUAUGCGCACCUGUGCAUCGCAUCCAGAUGCGAACACGUGUCCCGCAAAGAAAAUCCACUCGGUCCAAUAUUUGA
Salvia miltiorrhiza (redroot sage) is the source of this 2403-nucleotide messenger RNA. RefSeq lists its product as uncharacterized. The record is from RefSeq and is a predicted model, not a curated record. The transcript has 7 exons. Bases 1 to 2403 code for a protein of 800 amino acids. Lineage: Eukaryota; Viridiplantae; Streptophyta; Magnoliopsida; Lamiales; Lamiaceae.